GCCGAGUCAAAAGCGGCGCGGUUUCAGGAUUUAGUCGACCUUCUUCCGGGUUCGACUCGGAACGUACCAAUACGAGUGGAACUUGAGGGGGAGCACAUUAGUGACGACUUCAUUGAAACAUAUUCUAAAACAAAUGUUUUGUUUGUAAUAAUAAUUAAAUUAUGUUUAGUGUGUUUUUAAAGAUGAUAAUGUCUCAGUAUAUACGUGUUAGUCCGGAUUUUUGUUUAAUAAAACAGGCUUCAGUCUUCUACAACUUGAUUGGUUAGUACAUGGUGACGUUUUUAGCAAUUUAAAAAUUCAAAACAGCUGCGGCGCUAUUCGAGCCCGUCGGAGGCGUUUGGGGGGGAAUUACGAAUAAAACUGCAGGGAACAAUGCAGGCGUUAGGCCACGCUUUGACACAAAUGGUAAAGACUUUCAGACAAGAGUGUCCUCAGCUGCAGCAGUCCGAGAGGACCACAGUUCACGGCGCUGAUGCCAUGCUGCUGGUGCUGCAGCUGGCCAUGGCUGACGUCAGCAAACAGAAAAGUGGAGAGUUCAAGGUGGCUCUCAGCGACGUCCUGAUGGUGUGGAAACACUUACUGCUGCAUAAACUUCACCUGCAGCCCCCCGGGGCCGCCCGCUUGGAGAACUAUGAUCUCAUCCUGGAGGCCUACGAAGGCUUCCUGAAGCGCACCAACACGGUGGAUCUGGUCGACAUUUUCUCAGGGUGCAAAGAGCUGAGAGGGGACUCUGAGGAGGUUGUAAGCCCUGUCCAGCUAUUUGAGUUCCUGACGGGCAACACGGGAGAUAGCCCUGCCUCGUCCAUGCCAUCGACACCAUCUAGCAAAAGCCGACCCUGCAGCUCACAGGUCAAAGUGGCAGUGAGGAGAGUCUUCUGCUCCUACCUGAGCUUGCUCAUCAACACCAAGAACGACCUGGCCUUGGCGCUCACGCUGGACGUCCCCAGCCGCUCGCUGGGCCGUCAGACCUUCACGGAUCUUAAACAUGCCGCGCAGAACAGCAGCACGUCCCUCUUUUUGGCACUGACGUCUUUCGUGAGAGCCAUCCAACUCGGCGGGAAGGGCUACGCUCCGGCUGAGUCGGACCCGCUGAGGAAACACGUCAAGGGCCUGUCCAGCUUUGUGCAGUUCCUGGACAACUUGGAGGAGAUCCUGGGGGAGACGCCUGACCCAAGUGUGUGCGGAACCAAGCUGGUGUCGGCCAUCCGGGCGGCACUGGUGAAAGGAUGCUCCGGCGAGGAGGCGGUGAGGGCCGCAGCUGAGGAGACGGCGGCCGAGCUGAAGGACCGGCUCUGCCAGCUGUACCGGAUCCAGAAAGCGACCUCGCUAGCAGGCGGGACAGGGAUCAGCCCUGCCAGGCCCAAAGCGUACGCGGUCAAUCACGCCACGGCGUACGGAGGCCGUGAGACGGUGAAGCUGCUGAUGGCGCUGCUGGACGAGGAAGCGCUGGCGCCGCCUUGUGCCAACAAAGCCGAACUGCUGUCAGAGGACCAGCCAGUCCUCAACGGAAGCGAGGGGACGUGUGUCCUCACCUUGUUCAGAUCCCCUGAAGUGUCUACUGGAUCUUCACCAGAACCCCUCAAGAAAAGAGUUCAGAGCCGCCUGGACCUGCUCAAACUCAAGGUGGGACCCAGGAGCAUCCGCUCCCAGUUUGCCUGCACCUACAGAGACCAAGAACCGCCCCUCAAUCGUGUUCUGCACUUCCCCAGUACCAGUCAGGCCCCGACUUGUGUGCAUCCUGCGCCCAAACCCAAAACGGCAGCUCUGGAGGUCCUGGCGUCAGACAAGCCGUCGUCCUUCGAGUGUCAUACAGGGACCAGGGUCCUGGCUCCAAGAAGCGGAAACGCCCCCUUGAGAGGAGUCCCGGGCCCGGACAACGCAAAGAUGACGAAGGGCAUCAAAAGGAAGCAGGCGGAUGUGGAUGUUGAAAAUGUCCAACGUGACAACGAGCCUCCGGAGAAGAUGAAGCAGCGGACCAAGACGAAGGCAAAGAAGAAACUGAUUGCAGGACAGGCAACGCUAAGCAGCUUCUUCAGGGUCUGAGCACAAUCUUAUCUUAUUUUGAAAGUCACUGCGUUUUAAUAUUUUCAGUGACAAAUGUGCUUUUAUUGUGACACUUCCUGUUAAAAGGACAUGUGGUCAUUCUCUGAUUUCCUGACUGUUUCAAAUGAUCACGCUCACACUGUAAAUACGUUUCAUUUUGAAAUAAAGUUUUAUUUUGUUUUAUACACACGGGUGGCUUUCUGGUGGUUAAGACGUUUUUAUGUCCCCCAGCAGGGUCGAUACACUCGUCCCACCAUGCACCGCAACACUGCAUGGACAGACAAAACACUUUUUUUUUUUUUUCCCCAAGCACGUGUGAAAGGUGUUAUGGUAAAAGAGCGCUCACCCUCGAUGUCUGUGUCCCGGCGGUCCACCUUCAUGUUGUCCGCGGGAGUGUGGCUCCAGCUGCGCUCCAAAGCAGGAUUCGAGCCCUGAAAGCGUGCUGCUCGCCGCCUGGUGUCCUGCAAAAGCGACACACACUAUUUGUCCAAUCCAGAAUACAAAAAGGUAAAAAAAAAAAAUCACAUUAACAACACUCUACUACAUUGUAUGUGCCUGUUCUUCCCUCCCCCCAAAUAUUGUCUCAUUCUACAGGAAGAGGCCACAAAUGAGCUGUUUUGCCACCAGGCACCCAACAACCCUUUUGGGAAGUCAAAGUGCGAAUGGGUGAGAGAUUUAGACACCCAUUUCAACAGCAGGACACUUCAUUAGGUACAACGGCGCGAGGAAUGAGAAGUGUUCGUGUGUUUUGAAUUAUUGCACGCAGACCUGCCUCAUGUUUUGGCUGCCUCAUUUAGCGGCAAAGAUUUCAAAUGUUACAAACGGCACACUUGUAUGUCGUACGUUGGCAGGUCUGCACUAACAUUGCAAGUCCCCCCACCCCGCCUAACGUGCAUUUUUGGAAUGUGGAAGGAAGCCAGAGUACUCGGAGAAAACCCACACAGAUGUCCAACAAACAUUUGAACCCAGAUAUCCUGACUGUGUGGCCAACAUGCUAACCACUCGGCCACCAUG
Molecule: messenger RNA, 3057 nt
Organism: Dunckerocampus dactyliophorus (ringed pipefish)
Lineage: Eukaryota; Metazoa; Chordata; Actinopteri; Syngnathiformes; Syngnathidae
Gene: parpbp
Product: PARP1 binding protein
Exons: 11
Coding region: 373-2043 (556 amino acids)
Biological process (GO): negative regulation of double-strand break repair via homologous recombination
Cellular component (GO): chromatin
Source: RefSeq, a predicted model, not a curated record